GGGCGCUCUAGGCCGCUUUGCCACGUCUCUCUGGUGCCGGCUGGCGGCUUGAGCGGCUGGCUUGGAACCGGUAGCAUGUCGGACUCGGAGGAGUAUUCCUCCGCCGAGGACGAGGACUAUGUGCCCUCAGGUGGGGAGUACAGUGAAGAUGACGUGAGCGAGUUGGUCAAGGAAGACGAGGACGAGGAGAAACCGUACAAAGAAAAAGGCAAAAAAAGUUCCAAAGGCACUGUGUGCAGGAAAAGGAAGAGAGGAGGCCUCUUGUUAGUGCUAGGGGAAAGAGAGGAAUCGAAGGAUCAACAAAGCGACAGUGAGGAGAAAGAGGAGGCUGACAGUCUAAGGCAGGUGAAAGGAGGCAGAGCGGCGGAGGAGGAGAAAAAGAAGAAAGAGGAUGCUCUGUGGGCCAGUUUCCUCAGUGAUGUGGGACAGAAAUCUAAAGCACCGGCUGCUGCUCAGCUGACCAGUCCACAGACUAACAAGACUACAGAGGAGAAGAGUUCGAGCAAACUCCAGGAAGAAGCAAAAGAGCCAGAGAAGCCAAAAGACAUGGCAAAAGUGACAAUCACCAAAGUGUUUGAUUUUGCAGGUGAAGAGGUCAGGGUGACUAAAGAAGUGGAUGCUGCCUCAAAAGAAGCCAAAUCCUUUCUGAAGCAGCAAGAGAAGGAGAAACCGCAGCUAGUGGCUCCUACUUCCCUUCCGACAGUCUCUGGGGUGAAGAGGUCAAGUGGCAUGAGCAGCCUCCUGGGAAAGAUUGGCUCCAAAAAGCAGAAGAUGAGCACGCUGGAGAAAUCCAAACUGGACUGGGAGAACUUCAAGGAGGAGGAGGGGAUCGGGGAAGAUCUGGCCAUUUUCAACCGAGGGAAAGAAGGGUACGUCGACAGGAAAGCAUUUCUGGAGCGUGUCGAUCACAGGCAGUUUGAAAUCGAGCGUGACAUCAGACUGAGCAAGACCAAGCCGUGAGACUGGCACGAGGGCAUCCCGCUCCUCCCUGCAUGUCCAAGAACCGGCCAGUGGCUGGCAGCUGCUGAAAACAAGACGCAGAAACAGUUUUUCUCUCCAAGACUCAACCUGUACGUCCUGCGGGGUUUUUCCUUUUACUGUAAAGGCAGGGAGGGGGUUUGUCAGCAGGUGGGGGCACUUUGGGGGUAGUAUUGCCUAGCCGAUGGCAGUAGCAUAUCUCUCUACUGGCAUGAUCCCAAUGGGCAGUGUCCCUCUCCCAGCCCCUUAUGCUGCUGGCAGUGAGAGGAAUCAGAUGGAGCAGGCAUGGGCUGCCGGAGCUGCCCACUUCCUGCCUAAAGAUAAGGCCUUGCCCUGCCUGUGGGUGGUCUCAGGGCACCAGCGCCCGGCAGCCUGGGAAAGCGGAUGAGGGGAUCAAGGUUCACCCCACGCGCUGAGCACAAACUGGACUCCUGCUGACGCCCCAGCAGUUUUGCUGACAAAGCCUCUUUUUGAGGGUGCUCCGGGCUGUGGAAUUCGGAUUGUAGCCCUUCGCUCCACUCUUCCUGUGGACCCAGCUGGGUCCCAGCCCCUCCGUGCUGGGCCUUCCCCCACACGACUGACUCGUCUGGGUGUUUUUGUGAUUUUAUUUUUUUUACACAAGAAAACCUCCCUCUGUCUGGUUUCCAUUCAGUCUCCCCAGGAAGGUGAGAGCAACAGCAGGCGGCAGGUGGGGGAGGGCUCACAUCCAGCCGGUCAUACUAAUAAAGGAGUCAAUCCCUGCA
Molecule: messenger RNA, 1721 nt
Organism: Malaclemys terrapin pileata
Lineage: Eukaryota; Metazoa; Chordata; Testudines; Emydidae
Gene: CFDP1
Product: craniofacial development protein 1
Exons: 7
Coding region: 76-960 (294 amino acids)
Source: RefSeq, a predicted model, not a curated record